UACAAUAAUUUAGUGAGUUAUAUUUCCAAUCUCCCCAAAAUUAAUAUCUCCAUUAUUUGUCAUUUUAUAUUUCUCCCAUAUUAUUACUUCCUACAAUAAUUCUCAAUUCGCGAUCACCGUACCCGCUUCCGCAGUGCUUGUUAAUUCAUUCCCUAACAUAAUCUAUAAGUGAAAAAUACCACUUCUAUUUCCCAGGAGUAUAUAUUCUAACCACUCUAUUUUUUUUCUUGAUUUUCAGCAGACCAGACUUUUGAUUCUGUUUUUAAUUUGUUUCAUUAUAGCUUUUAGAGGAAUUAUAUUGAUCCUCACUUUGACUCCGAUGGUGGUUUAUUGUUCUUGGUGUCACAAGAAGGGUGGUUGGGGUUGGUUCUUCACAACUCUUUGAUCUCUCAUUAAAACAAGACCUUGAGCAAAACAGUAACUGCCGGCUGUUGAUAUGAAUAGGCAGGCAUUCUCAUAGAAACAUAAGUCGAUAUUUGGCCAUAUUCUUCUUUUACAAAAACAUUUCAUCCUUUCCUGUUAAAGUCUGAUAGUUGGUUUUGGUAGAGUGAGGAGCUAAAGAAAUUGGACCCUGUCACCUGCUGCAGUAAUGCAAAACUCCCUGCGGUGUUUUUGGGUUAGUUUUCUACUUGCAUGUCCCCACGAAAGAGAAAUAAUUCUUUGAUUUCCAUUUAUAUAUGGACCCACCAUAUUUUUCUGUUGACUUUACCAUAAAUAUUUAAGAGUAUUAAUUUAGGAUUGGUUGAUAACAAAAUGGAAGAGCCAUUGAAGAAGGGGCAUAUGUGCAACCCGUUUUUCAUACUCCAGCAUUAUAUAUGCACAGUACAUUAUAUAUAUAUAUAUUUUGACUGGAAAUUGAGUGGCAAUUUCCUAGUUUGCUGUUUGUAGCUAACUUCUAAAGUCAUGGCGAGAAGUUCAAGUCAAUCGACUCUUUCAGCUCUGUGGUUACAUCGUGUGGAAAUAUGCAGCACAAUACAGUUGACCUCAAGUCAAGGUCCACCUUUUAAGUCUUUCUACUGGCCGGCUGCUCUCCUCUUCUAUAAUUCUCUUCCUUCUCCAUUGCUUGAGGGAGAGAAUUGAAGGAGAGAGGUGCUGGUAAUGGUAUGGGUCUACCCUUUAAUCCUUGUUUCUUUUUCCUUCUCUUUCCCUUAAUUCUCUUAUUAUGCUUUGCUCAUGGAGAAGAUGAGUUGUCAUAUAAUUGUACCAAGGAAUUCUCCUGUGGAAAUAUCAGUCAUCUGGAGUUCCCUUUUGCUCAACACACGCAGCCUCAUUGUGGGUUAGUGGUAGUAAAUUGUUCUGCAACACCUCCAACACUCCAGUUGGAAACCGGGGGAGAUUGGUAUCAGCUUCAGCUUGUGAAACCACCUGUCUGGGGUGACUGGGGUGAGUAUGUGAUCUUCCUUGGAGACUCGAAACUUCAGAGACUCUUCGAUAGCCAUAAUUGCUCAAUUUUAGACGGCUACACCAUCCAAUUUCCAAAUUCUCCUUCUUUCAAAUUCCACAAUUUUGAAAAAACAGAAGCAAACAACCUUUGGAAAUGCAGUUAUCAGAGUCAACCUGAUGAUCCUUUCUACAAUUAUGAAAGGUAUGACUGUAUUGAAGGAUUGACUUUGUACUAUAAAAAUCACUUGGUUCCAGAGUAUCCCAAAUGUGAUCAUGCUAACUGUACCCUGUAUCCAAAUCCAUUUUUUGUUAAACAAAAUACUGCUCAUUUUGGUCUGGAAUUACAUGUCUCAAAUGACUGCUAUGACUGUUACUACGGAGGAGGGCGAUGUACAGCAGACAGCAACAAUAAAUUUCAAUGUAAAAAAGUGACUACAGGAAAGAGAAAGCUGAGAGUGAUUCUAAUCACUGUAAUUUCAGGCGGUUUAGCACUUAUCCUUGUAAGUUUGGCUAUCUUUCUUGUUUGGCGACGCAAGAAAGGAAGCAAAGGCUAUUCAAGAAAUACAUCUUCACAUCCCACCUUGGACCUCGAGAGAGGCCGGAGUAGGCUCUUUGGAAUUCUAGUCUUCUCCUACUCUGAACUUGAAGAAGCCACAAACAAUUUUGAUCCUUCUAAAGAACUUGGGGAUGGAGGUUUUGGCACUGUUUACUAUGGGAUUCUUAAGGAUGGAAGAGAAGUUGCUGUGAAGCGCCUUCAUGAGCGCAACUGCAAGAGAAUGGAGCAGUUUGUGAAUGAAAUCUCAAUUCUCACCCGGCUAAAGCACCCUAAUCUCGUUACACUUUAUGGCUGCACAUCAAGGCAUAACCGCGAACUCCUCCUUGUGUAUGAAUACAUUCAAAAUGGAACACUUGAAGAUCACCUCCAUGGCCAAAGAGCAGCAGAUGGACUGCUCACAUGGCCUAUCCGCUUGAAGAUUGCAGUGGAAGCUGCAGCUGCAUUGGUUUAUCUGCAUGCCUCAGAAGUAAUCCACCGCGAUGUUAAGAGCAGUAACAUACUUCUUGAUGAGAAUUUCUGCGUCAAAGUUGCAGAUUUCGGGCUCUCGAAACUCUUCCCUGCUAAUGUCACCCAUGCCACCACUACACCUAAAGGGACACCUGGAUAUGUUGAUCCAGACUAUCACGAGUGUUAUCAGCUCACUUAUAAGAGUGAUGUUUAUAGCUUCGGGGUCGUUCUUAUUGAACUCUUAUCCUCAAUGCCUGCUGUGGACGUACGCAGGCAUACACACGAGAUCAGUUUGGCAAAACUAGCAACAAACAAGAUUCUAAUAGGAGCAUUUGAUGAACUCAUUGAUUCCUCUCUGGGGUAUGAGAUGGAUACUGAAAUCAAGAGAAUGACUACUUCAGUAGCAGAGCUAGCUUUUCAGUGCUUGCAAACUGACAAGGAUAUGAGGCCUACAAUGGAACAGGUAUUGGAGUCUUUGAAGGAGAUUCGAGGCGAUGAGUUGAACGAGGAUGAAAGCGUGAAUGGUGAGGAAACUAAUGCGUCUACAGAAGAGGAGCCACAAAGAAAAGCAGUGACCUGGGCUGGUCCCUCGCUUGCACCUCAUGGGAUUUUGAAGCUCGUUUCGACUAGGAAGAGCAGUUGAAGUCACUGGAUUUUGCCAUUGCUUCUAACUAUGAGGGAUUUGUUACAGAGUAUUGUAUUUUGUUUUCCUAUCAAACUUAUGAUUAUUGUGCCUAUAAAUGAAAUUUUAUUUCUUGUGUAUAUAUUUGAAGUUUGAACCACAGGUUUCAUGUAUUAAUUACAGUAAAAUAAGAGUGUGUAUCAGAACUCCUUGUAAACAGCCCUGCUGUUUUUCAUUGGACUUCAGCAUAUACUUCAGAUAAUUAUAUCAUCUUGCAGAUUUCUCUCUUA
Ipomoea triloba (trilobed morning glory) is the source of this 3298-nucleotide messenger RNA. Its product is annotated as LEAF RUST 10 DISEASE-RESISTANCE LOCUS RECEPTOR-LIKE PROTEIN KINASE-like 1.1. Bases 1104 to 3029 code for a protein of 641 amino acids. Gene Ontology annotation, biological process: protein phosphorylation. The transcript has 6 exons. Lineage: Eukaryota; Viridiplantae; Streptophyta; Magnoliopsida; Solanales; Convolvulaceae. The record is from RefSeq and is a predicted model, not a curated record. Gene Ontology annotation, molecular function: protein kinase activity; ATP binding.